This is a messenger RNA of Paramecium sonneborni, 1384 nucleotides long. NCBI's taxonomy places the organism in Eukaryota, Ciliophora, Oligohymenophorea, Peniculida, Parameciidae. The record is from the annotation of a GenBank genome assembly.
AAUAUCUUAUAUAGAUAAAUAUAUUAAUCUUAAAUGUUAAGUUCUAAGGCAGGUGUAGAUCAUGUGUUACGUUAAUUUACAAAUAAAAGAGUGUUAAUAAGAGUAGAUUUCAAUGUACCAAUAAAAGAAGGGAAAGUAAAGAAUGCAACAAGAAUCUAAGGAGCUAUUCCUACAAUAAAGAAGAUUUUAGAAUAAAAUCCAAAGAAUGUGACAUUGAUGUCUCAUAUGGGAAGACCAGAUGGAAAAAGGUAAUAAGAAAAAUGAAUAAAUUUUUAGAGUCGAAAAAGAUUCUUUGAAAAUAGUGGUUCCUAAGUUAGAAGAAUUGUUAGGAAUAAAAGUUAACUUUGUUAAUGAUUGUAUAGGUUAAGAAGCUGCUGAAGCUUCAAAUUCUGGAAAUGGAUAAAUUAAUUUAUUAGAGAAUCUAAGAUUUCAUAUAUAGGAGGAAGGAAAAGGAGUUGAUGAAAAAGGAGCCAAAAUAAAAGCUGAUAAAGAGAGUGUUAAAAAGUUUAGAAGAGAACUAUCAGGAUUGGGAGACAUAUAUGUGAAUGAUGCAUUUGGUACAGCACAUAGAGCACAUUCAUCUAUGGUUGGAAUUGAUCAUAAAAUAAGAGUAGCCGGUUAUUUGAUGAAAAAAGAACUUGAUUAUUUUGCAAAAGCAUUGGAAACACCUUAAAGACCAUUUUUAGUAAUUUUAGGAGGUGCUAAAGUUGCAGAUAAGAUUCAAUUAAUUAAAUCUAUGCUUGAUAAAGUAGAUGAGAUGAUAAUCGGAGGAGGUAUGGCAUUUACAUUUCUUAAAAAAAUUCAUAAUGUUCCAAUAGGAAAAUCUUUAUUUGAUGAAGAAGGAUAUAAAAUUGUUGAUGAAAUAUUAACUAAAGCUAAGGAAAAAAAUGUUAAAAUUCAUCUACCUGUUGAUUUUGUGUGUGGCACUGGAUUAGAUGCAUCUAGUCCUGUUGCAUUACAUGAUCUUAAAUCUGGAAUUCCAGAUGGAUGGUUAGGUUUAGAUGCAGGAUAAUUAACAUAAAGAGAAAAUGCAGAAGCUAUAUCAAGAGCUAAAACAGGUUUAAAUUUUUAUUUAGUUUUUAGUUGUUUGGAAUGGACCAUAAGGAGCAUUUGAAAUUGAACAAUUCAAAAAUGGUUCUGUUAGCAUGUUAAAUGCUUUAAUUAAAUAGACUUCAAGUGGAACUACAACUAUUGUAGGAGGUGGUGAUACUGUUAAUCUUGUUGGAGCUAAUAAAGCAAAUGAUAAACUUAGUCAUGUCUCUACUGGAGGAGGUGCAUCUCUAGAAUUAUUAGAAGGAAAGACAUUACCUGGUGUAGAAUAUCUUACUAAUAUCAAAGAUUUAUGAUAUUAACAAUAAUCAAUUUAUCAUUAAUAUUUUAAAUG